Hyla sarda is the source of this 7140-nucleotide messenger RNA. It is a transcript of the gene TOMM70, whose product is annotated as translocase of outer mitochondrial membrane 70. The transcript has 12 exons. The coding region runs from base 82 to 1812 and encodes 576 amino acids. Lineage: Eukaryota; Metazoa; Chordata; Amphibia; Anura; Hylidae. The record is from RefSeq and is a predicted model, not a curated record. Gene Ontology annotation, molecular function: protein binding.
GGCUCCCAGGCUGCACCGCGUUUCCUGUAUUCCGCCUCCUUGUCUUUUCCCCGUGUCCGCAGCUCCAGGGACGGAAUAAUCAUGGCCGCCUCCAAGCCCGUGGAGCCGCAAGGCGGACCCGGGAUCCCGCACUGGAAGCUGGCCUUGGCCGUGGGGGCCCCACUGCUCCUGGGAGCCGGAGCGGUGUAUCUAUGGAGUAGGCACAGAUCGGGAAAGAGAGACAAGCAGAGGAGGACACCGGAGGGGAGGGCGAGCCCGGUGCCCAGUGCGACCAACGCCAGCCCGGAGGCGACUCCCCAGCAGGAGAUGAGCCCGCUAGAAAAAGCACAAGCUGCAAAGAACAAAGGCAACAAGUAUUUUAAAGCUGGGAAAUACGAUCAAGCCAUUCAGUGUUACACUGAAGCCAUCAGCCUGUGUCCUGCGGAGAAGAAGGUCGAUCUGUCCACGUUCUACCAGAACAGAGCUGCAGCCUAUGAGCAGCUGCAAACCUGGAAAGAAGUGGUCCAGGACUGCACCAAAGCGGUGGAACUAAACCCCAAGUAUGUGAAAGCCCUCUUCCGACGGGCAAAAGCACACGAAAGGCUGGACAACAAGAAAGAGUGCUUAGAAGAUGUCACUGCAGUUUGUAUCUUGGAAGGUUUCCAGAACCAGAACAGCAUGCUGCUCGCAGAUAAAGUACUUAAGCUGCUUGGGAAAGAAAAAGCCAAAGACAAAUACAAGAACAGGGAGCCAUUGAUGCCUUCACCACAGUUCAUCAAAUCCUAUUUCAGCUCUUUCACCGACGAUAUUAUCUCCCAGCCCCUUCUCAAAGAAGACAAGUCGGAUGAAGAUAAGGAUAAAGAAGGAGAGGCGGCUGUAUUCAAGGAGAAAUCCGGUUAUUUAAAAGCAAAACAAUAUAUGGAAGAGGAAAACUACGACAAAAUAAUCAGUGAAUGCACAAAGGAAGUGGAGGCCAAAGGCAAGUACGUGGCUGAAGCUUUACUACUGAGAGCCACUUUCUACCUUCUCAUCGGAAACUCUGCUGCUGCCAAGCCCGAUCUCGAUCAGGUUAUUAGCAUGGAAGGCGCCAAUGUUAAGUUACGAGCGAAUGCCCUUAUCAAGCGGGGCAGCAUGUACAUGCAACAACAGCAGCCGAUGAUGUCUACUCAAGAUUUCAACAUGGCUGCAGAUAUAGACCCCCAGAAUGCAGAUGUUUACCACCACAGAGGGCAGCUAAAAAUCCUACUAGACCAAGUUGAUGAAGCUGUUGCAGACUUUGAUGAAUGUAUUAGAUUGCGACCAGAUUCUGCUCUUGCUCAAGCACAGAAAUGCUUUGCAUUAUACCGUAAAGCAUAUACUGGUAGCAAUCCGCUGCAAAUCAAAGCUGCAAUGAAAGGGUUUGAAGAUGUGAUUAAGAAAUUUCCAAAGUGUGCAGAAGGCUAUGCCCUUUAUGCUCAGGCACUAACAGACCAGCAGCAGUUUGGAAAAGCGGAUGAGAUGUACGACCAAUGCAUAGAUCUGGAACCUGACAAUGCCACAACAUAUGUUCAUAAAGGCUUACUUCAGCUGCAAUGGAAACAAGACCUUGAUAAAGGCUUAGAUCUCAUCAGCAAAGCCAUUGAGAUUGAUAACAAAUGUGACUUUGCCUACGAGACCAUGGGGACAAUAGAAGUUCAAAGGGGCAACUUGGACAAAGCCAUUGAUAUGUUCAACAAAGCCAUUAACCUGGCGAAGUCUGAAAUGGAAAUGGCCCACCUGUACUCACUAUGUGAUGCCGCUUAUGCCCAGACAGAAGUCGCCAGGAAAUAUGGCUUGAAGCCUCCGACACUUUAAAUGGACUCCCAGCGAUGAGCAAAUGUGAUAGCUACAAAAUAUUGAUCUUUUAAGACAAGUAAUUUCUCUGAGGAAAGUUUUGCAUCCAAAACAAAAAAAAAGUGGAAUGGCGGACCCUUGUUUUUCUGCUUGUGGUGUUGUCAUUCAUCCCUUCUGUUAGAUGUUCUUGAUAUUGUGGGAUGAGGGUGUCUGGAAUGAGUUCCUUGUCGAUGUCAAGGAGAAAGGCACCACUGCAUGAGAACAGGAGGACAUGGUUUGCCAUGCAAAUAAAACUGCUGAGUUGAGUUCAUUUCUGUUUUGUCAGGGAAUGGGUGGAUACUGUGUGAGUAAUUCUUCUUAAAUUAAUUUUUUUUAAAUAUUUCUGGUACUUUUUAUUUAGUUUUUUUGUUUUCUCCUUUAUUGCAUUACUGUUAUAUGUCCUUUUCCUCUUGUACAUAACUGAUCACACAAGACUUAUUUCUUCCUUUUUAUUAGUGAAAACAAACUAUUCUUUUUUUAAGUUGCCGGCUGUGAGAAAUAAAUAAAUCCUUCGCAUGCACGACCUUUACACCACCCUUGGGUUAGAAGUCAGGUUUUUCUUCUAGGUUUUCAAUUGGCAAUUCCUUUGGAAAGAGCCACGAGAGACCCCCCAAGAGCCUGAACAUGAAAUGUGAUUAAAAAUUAGACCACAAAUAAACUGACUUAAAUGACGGUGUAUCAGCUUUGUGUCAUUGCCAUCCUAGAAGAACGUAUUACCAGCUGUUGGUCCUCCUAGAAGACGAUACAUUUAUAGCUGGAAGUCUCUAUUCCUCUUGUUCUUACACUGAGGGUAUGUUCACACUACGGAGUGUGAACGGAAUCUCCGCUCACAGAAUUCCGCGAGCGUAGAUUCAGCCUGGCAGCCGACGACGGCGGUAGGACCGCGCGGCACUGUGCCGUCACCAUUGACGGCUAUGCAGUACUCGUUUCCGUGCAAAGAAUUAACAUGUUCUUUCUUUGCGCUGAACAAUUUCAGCGGCAGAAUUGUCCGCCGCUUAAAUUCCGCAGUGUGAAUGGGUCUCGCAGCGGGAAUUCCGUAGUGUGAACAUACCCUGACAGUGUCCAAUGAACGCUGACCCCACGAGACUGUAAGGAAGCACCCUACUGAACAGGAAGUAUAAAACGCUGUACCUACACUGCAGUUUUUGGCAUCUUUUGAGUACAAUUUUUUUGGGUGCUUUACAGUUUCUUGUUUUCCUUAAAGGGGUAGGUGGGGAAAAAAUGUUAUACCAACUGGCUCCAGAAAGUUAAACAGGUUUGUAAAUUACUUCUAUUAAAAAAAUCUUAAUCCUUCCAGUACUUAUUAGCUGAUGUAUGCUCCACAGGAAGUUGUAUAGUUUUUUCCAGUCUGACCACAGUUCUCUCUGCUGACACCUCUGUCCAUGUCAGGAACUGUCCAGAGCAGGAGAGGUUUUCUAUGGGGAUUUGCUUCUACUCUGGACUCUGUACCUAACAUGGACAGAGGUGUCAGCAGAGAGCACUGUGGUCAGAAAAAAACUAUACAACUUCCUGUGCAGCUGAUAAGUACUAGAAGGAUUUUUUAAAUAGAAGUAAUUUACAAACCUGUUUUAACUUUCUGGAGCCAGUUGAUAUGAUAAAAAAUUGUUUUCCACCGUAGUACCCCUUUAACACUCCCCAACCCACCACCUUGAUUUGUGUCAUUUUUCCUUCUAUAGACCUAUAUACAUUAAAAAGUUUAGGGAAUAAAAUGUGUGGACGAGUGUUUUUCUGGUGCUUUUUUCCCCUCUCAUAGAAAUCCUUAAAUCACAUGAUCAAAAAAAUCACAUCACAUGACCUGUAAAAAGAAGAUAUUUGAAAGACAAUACACAGUAUUUGUGGGAGAAAAGAGGCCACACAAAAAGUGAAUUAAAAGGGGAAAGGGUAUUUUUAUUUUUUAACAUUUUUUCAGGGCAAAUAAACGCAUGUAAAAAGUCUGAAGGAACAUUGGGUUCCACACAUGUUUCAUUACGGCAACUGGACUCGGUUUGGUUUUCUUACUGGGGAAAAAAAUAUUUCUAGAAAUUCUAAAUUUGAAAGGUUUCUAUUCUAUUAAGCAGAUCAUACUAAAACACUGGCACUAUUUUGCUCUAUUUUGGAGCGCUAGGUUGUCCAGGAUUAGGGAAAAAAAAAAAAGUCUGCUUCUUUUCCAUGCAUAGCGCCAAAAAUGUACAUGGUUGUGUCUGGUAUCUCAGCUCAGAUCCUCUAAACUUGACUGGGGAAAAACUGCAUUACUGCUUUUUCUGAAGGGGAAAAGCAUUUUGUUGGAUUUUGUAAAUACAACCCCUAUAAAGUACGUCAUUUAAUAGAUCACUGAAUUCUCUUUUAAAGGGUACGUUCACACAGGCGGAUUACCUGCGGAAUUUCCGCAGCAGAUUUUCCUACCAUUGACUUCAAUGGGUCUGAAGAAAAAAAACUGCCUCUAUUGGGCGUUUUCUGCUGACCCAUUGAAGUCAAUAGUAGCAAAAUCUGCUUCCGAAAUUCUGCAGAUAAUCCACCUGUGUGAAUGUACCCGAAGACCUUCUUUACACACGUUUUUUCACACUGUUUUUGUUUUCAUAUGAGGAAAGGAAACAAAACAUUUCAAGCUAUUUUUUUAUUUUUAUUUAUUUUUUCAUAGUUUGCAACAUGCAUUCAAAUCUUGUAAGGGGGCAAAUGAACAGUUUGGAGGGGGCAGCAAAAACUAUUUUUUUUUUUUAUGUAGUGUGUUGGUUUAGUACAGUGGUCUCCAACCUGCGGAUCUCCAGAUGUUGCAAAACUACAACUCCCAGCAUGCUGGGAGUUGUAGUUUCGCAACAUCUGGAGGUCCGCAGGUUGGAGACCACUGGUUUAGUAUUUCACUAUAGACUUUCACAUAACGUCUCACUGAAACAUUCUUGAGGGGGGGGGGGGGGGAGAGAAUAAAAAUUCUACAGUUGUAUGAGACUUACUUCAGACUCCGUGAUACACUUACACGCUCAUCCAAACUCCUUAUGGUCAGCUUAUCUUCCCUGAGAUCUAAAGGACACAACAUGUCAGAAAUCUAUAGUGUCUGAUCCUUUUUCUUCCUGACAUCUGCCCCCGGAGUGAGUCGGGAGCCCCCCCCCAUACAUUAGAUGGUUGGUGGGUAAUUAAUGAGGCUGAAUGUGGUCAAUGUCUCUCAUAUCAGUCUAAGGAACAGUAAGUAACGUUUCUAACAUUGUGAAACUUUGCUUUUUAGUAAAACAUGGAUGGAGUUGGUAUGAAAGGCUGGGUUGGGGGGGUCUAUAUAGUAGCACUUAAAAGGGGUAUUCCGGGUAAAAAUAUUUUAUCCCCUAUCCAAAGGAUAGGGGAUAAGGUGUCUGAUUGUGGGGGGCCCGCUGCUGAGACUCCCCACGAUCUCCAUGCAGCACCCGCAUUCUAUGCGGGUGCUGAAUCUCCAGUUUCUGAAACCUCCAGGUUUCCGUGACUGGGGACGUGACGUCAUGACAUGCCCCCUCCCAUAGACAUGAAUGGAGGGGGUGAAGCAUGACGUUACGUCACGUCCCCAGACCCGGAGGUUUCCGAAACUAGAGACGUAGUCCCCGUAUAGAAUGCGGGUGCUGCAGGGAGAUCGCGGUCAGACAUCUUUGGAUAUGGGAUAAAAUGUUUUUGCCCGGAAUACCCCUUUAACAGACCAUAGCUAUAAUGUAUGAUGCGAGGUAGGAAAUACAUGAGUUUGGUGGCAAUGAACAUAAACUGGUCACAAUAGCGCCAUGGAUUGUGCUACUAUAAUCACUAUAAUCAUUGGAUUUCCACCGGAGCAGCAUAGUCCCAUUGUAUUCAAUGUGAUUCUGCACACGGCAUGAAACAUCUGGUGCAGAAAUUCCAUUUUCCGUGCCAGCAGAAAGAAUAAACCUGUUCAUUCUUUCUGCAGAUUCCGCACAGAAUGCAUAGCAGUCUGAGACUGUGCGCGCAUUCUUGUGCGGUCUUAGCGCCGGCAAAUUAUGCUAGGGCCCGCAGUCUGCGAAAUAUCCGCGCUGAGAUUUUCUGUGCGGACAUUCUGUGAUGUGAGCAUAGCCUUACUAAAACUCCAGGGUAAAGGUUCUUUCUGACACAAAAGUAGGGGCAUCGAACAGUCCCAUCAAACUUUGCUUUCUAUAGAGACAGAUUAAGUUGGGCUGUAUUUCUGCUAGCAAGAGAUGAGCGGCCAUAGGGUAUGUUUACAUUGCUGUGCUGAAUUUGCCACCAAAAUUAACCCCUAAUUGACAAAUGGGCUUUUCUAGGCAGAUUCCACCACAAUAAUGUACAUGUUCAUUACGUCAGUGGGAUCAAAUUCCUCAUCUGAAGUCAUUUCACUGAACUUCCGAAGUGUGAACUGACCCGCGGCCUCCCAUUGCGAAUAAUAAGAGCCGUGGUGACCUUCCAAGUGUUCCAAUUCCCUGGAAAAAGCUAGACUUUUCCAGGGAAUUAGAGCAAUUGGAAAUCCAAACUACUUUUUCCCAGCUAAAAUGAAUCGACGGUCACUGCCUGAGAUACAAUUUAGGAUUUUCGUACUGAAAGUUCAUUGAUCUCUACUGCAAACCAAUAAAAGAAAUCAUGUUCUCCUCCAUUAGUUCAAACUUUGUUAGGUGAGUGUGGAGUUGUCACCUGAAGCCAUUUGUGCAGUUUAUAAGGUUUGACAAUAUUAAAAGAUGACAAUUUUUGUAUGGGUAAUGUAGUAAUAUAUGGGUUGUAUUGAUAAAGAUUGAUCUAUAGAAAACCUUAUUUCUACGUCCAGUCGGGGGGUAAAGCGCCAGCUCGUGGGGAUCGUUCAGGAACUUUGACAUAAGAAUCAAUAGGCUUCCUUCUCACGACCUCAUGUUCAGCGAUCACUAUGACCACCUAGCACAUAAUAGACUAAUCUUUUUAUAUUUCUCAAUCAGUAGAACAUCUCAGGUCUCAACCACCAGAACUGUCUGAGAUAAGUCAUCCAUAGUCUUCAUCCUCUUCUUCCAGUACAAUUCCGAAACCUUUUCUCUGAGAUAGUUUCAUACCCGGAGCCCAUAGUCUUACCUCGUCUAAAUAAAAUAAGGGCUUCUAACAAAUGUUCUGCAUUGUUUACAAUAGAGCAUUUAUGCCUUCAGAUAAGAUCUAGAGUUUGUCGAUUUUUUUAUUUGCAUGGCUUCUUAAAUGUUUGUGCCAUUCACUUCUCCCAUAUGUAGACACAGCAUGAGCUGAAUCCAGUGUGCUGCAUUCCAGGUCUCAGACUCUCUGCCUGCUGUUUAAAAGUGCACUAAAGCAAAUUUGUCUGUAUUUUUCUUUUUGUAAAUGAUUCUCCUCCCCCUCACAGUUACAGAAAAAAAAUCUAUAACAAUAAAUAUUACAACAUAAGUG